Messenger RNA from Centruroides sculpturatus (bark scorpion), 2247 nucleotides. It is a transcript of the gene pasha, whose product is annotated as microprocessor complex subunit DGCR8-like. Lineage: Eukaryota; Metazoa; Arthropoda; Arachnida; Scorpiones; Buthidae. Bases 305 to 2155 code for a protein of 616 amino acids. The record is from RefSeq and is a predicted model, not a curated record. Gene Ontology annotation, cellular component: microprocessor complex. The transcript has 15 exons. Gene Ontology annotation, biological process: primary miRNA processing. Gene Ontology annotation, molecular function: double-stranded RNA binding; identical protein binding; primary miRNA binding.
GUAAUUGAUAAUAUAUAUUUAUUCAUUUAUGCAUAAUUUUAAAUUGUUUCUUUAUAUAAUUCUGGACAUGGUUAUUUAUAAUUUAAGUAAUCUUUUGAUCACUAGCCCUACCAUAUGAACAAUUGGUUAUGUAGCCUGGUUUGGGAGUAGUCUUCCUACUCGAUGAUAUUUCAUGCAUUGCAGAUGACCUUUUGAGGAAAGAGUAUUAAGAAAAUAUAAGCUCUUUCUUUAUCAGAGCAUCAGGCAGUGCGUUAUAUCUUCCUUUCCUGUUUUAGGUAAAUUAAUUUCUUUAGAAGGAACAAGAAUGGCCGAAACAAACUCCUGUGAUAUUCAGAAUUCAUUAUCUGACGAAGGUUUAGAUCAAGACAUAAACCUACCCCUACCCAUGCAUUCGUCCAAUCAGUUGGAUGCAGAAUGGUUGGACUUUGGACAUGGUGGAGGUGGGAUAGAUACUAGUCAGCCUGCUAGCAGUGAUAGUACAGCAUCUUUUGUAAAAAGAAUAUCAUCUGACGAGGGAGAAACUGAACCACCAUCUAAAAAAUUACACUGUGAUAAAUUCUAUGAUAGGGAUAAUACAAUGAACUGUGAUACAAAUGGGCUUGAAAGUGAUACUUCAAAGAAAAUGGUAGAAUUUGAUAUUUUAGAUGAAGUAGAAGGAGGUGGAAUGGAUGAAAAUGAUAAUAGUAAUACAGACACAGAUAGUGACAUUCCAGAAGAAGAAAUAGAAGCAAUGUUAGAAGAAGGUCUUAAAAACAGAAGAUCUGAUGAUAACUCUAAUAUUGAUGAAGAUUUAGCUCAUGAAGAAAGACAGAAAGUUGUAUUGAAAGCAAAAGGUUGUGAUCAUUUUGAUAUAUUACCAGAAGGUUGGAUAGAAGUGACUCAUCAUAGCGGAAUGCCUGUUUAUUUACAUAAAUCAAGUCGUGUUUGUACCAUGUCUAAACCGUAUUUCUUAGGUCCUGGAAGUGCUAGAAAACAUGAAAUUCCUAUAUCAGCAAUUCCUUGCCUUUAUUAUAGAAAAAAUAUUGAAAGGGAAAAUGAAUCAAAUUCUCUCAAAAAUGAAGAAGUGGAAAAUGAAAAAGAUGUUUCAAGCAUUCCUGCUGCUAAAGUUGAAACAGUUCAAGAUAAUAAAAAAGAAAGAUCACUUGAUUAUUUGAGUGUACGUAAAUAUUGUGAAAAUCUAUUUGAAUUUCAAACAAUUACAGUAAGGAGAUUCAAGACAUGGGCUGGAAGACGAAAGCAUCAAAAGUUAAUGAAGCAAUUACAACGCCCAACACUGGUAAGAAAUUAUUUUAAAUAUGUUAGAUGUUUUAAGUAUUGUAUUGAAUUUGUAAUGAAUCCUAGUGGAAAAUCCUAUGUUUGUAUUCUUCAUGAAUAUGUUCAGCAUGCAAUGAGAGUGCAGCCACGAUAUACUUUUAAAGAAUUAGAAAAUGCUAGUACUCCUUACGGAGCUGUGGUCGUUAUAAAUGAUAUGGAAUAUGGUACAGGAUACGGAAGUAGCAAAAAACAAGCUAAAUCUGAAGCUGCUAAGGCAACUCUUGAAAUAUUAAUACCUCAAAUGAAGAGUGUUCAUAAAGAUUAUAAAAGUACAGAUGAUCCUCAACAAGAUGUACAAUUUUUUGAUGAAGUUCGUGUAGAAGAUCCAAGAAUAAGUGAUCUAUGUGCAAAAGCUGGUCAACCAUCUCCAUAUCAGAUUUUGUUAGAAUGCUUAAAAAGGAAUUAUGGAAUGGGAGAUACCCAGAUUAAAUUUGAUAUGCAAAAUCUUAAACAUCAAAAGAAUGAGUUUAGGAUAACUGUAGGAAAACACACUGCAAGUGUUGUUUGUAAAAAUAAGAGAGAUGGAAAACAGCGUGCUUCACAAGCUAUUCUUCAGGCUCUCCAUCCUCAUAUUGUCUGUUGGGGAUCAUUAUUACGUUUAUAUGGAAAAGGUUCCUGUAAGACAUUAAAAGAGAAAAAGGAAGAGGAACAACAAAUUACAGAACUCCAAAGCAAAGCUUGUGCCAAUAAACCUAACAUAUCGAUACUUAAUAAACUUCAGGAAGAAAUGUUGAAACUAUAUGAAAGAAAAAAUACAGUAAGACCGAUUGGAAAAUUUAUACCACAAGAAAUGGAACUACCUUCUGCUUCAACAUCAAAUCUAAACAAUGUGGAAUUUUAAAAGUAUAAUUAACUAGUCACCACAUUAUUCCAAUUUUUUUUUUUACUGUUUAUUUGGUGAAUUCUCAAUAAAAUUACAGAUUUUAUUAAUUA